GCGAACGCUCGGAUCUCGGGCUCGGAGGCCGGAAACGUCGCUACGGAGCCGCAGGGCAUCCCGCACGGAGGCCCUUUCUUGUUCUCCGCGGAGGCCGCUCCGUCAGCGUAGACAUGGCCAAAUGGGGCCAGGGGGACCCGCGCUGGAUCGUGGAGGAGCGGGAGGACGGGACCAAUGUGAACAACUGGCACUGGACAGAGCAGGAUGCUACCAGCUUGUCCAAGGGGAAGCUCCGCGACCUCCUGGUGGGCAUCGUCGUGGAGAAUGAGACUGGACACCGUGUGAUCAGUGAGCUGAAGCAGGUAGAAGGUGAGGCUUCUUGCAGCAGCCGCAAAGGAAAGCUGAUUUUCUUCUAUGAGUGGAACAUCAGACUGAGCUGGAAAGAAUGUAUUUUGUUCAUUUCAAGUGUAAUUAAAGAAUCUGGUGCAAAGCACAAGGGAUUGAUUGAAAUACUCAGCCUUUCUGAAGAAAAUGAAGUAGAUGACACCGAGUUAUCCUUUGGAACAUCUACUCUUCUUGAGAUUCAGGCUUCAUCUCCAACGGGUUUGGGUGUGAGGAUCCCCACGGUGACACUGCACAUGACCGAAGUGUUUGACCCAACUGUAGAGCAGCUGUACAGCAUCUUCACUGUGAAAGAUCUGGUGCAGAAAUUUUCUAAAUCUCUUGCUAUAUUAGUAGCUGAAAAAGAAGGGACAUUCCAAAUGUUUGAUGGGAAAAUCACCGGCGAAUAUGUAGAAUUGUUGACAAAUAAAAAGAUCGUCAUGAAAUGGAGAUAUAGGAACUGGCCAGAAGAACACCAUGCGACAGUUGCACUGAAUUUUGUGCCUACUCCAGGGCAAACGGAAUUGCAGUUGGACUGUAAAGGAGUUACUGUUUGUAAAGAAGAGGGCAUGAAAUCCUGUUGGCAGAAGCAGCAUUUUGAAGAAAUAAAAUGUUUAGUGAAGCUGACUACCCUAAAUGGUUGAAUUAGUUAGAAGAUUUUGUAAGUCUACCUCUUCUCAAUCCUUUUAAAAAAGAAAACACCCUUAAUUUAUAUUGGAUGAAAUCCAUGACCUCUUACAGAAUUCAAAACAUUGUUUGAAUCUUUACUACGCUUGGACUCUCAUUGGGUUAAAAGUAGCAAGCAAUGUGGAAAUUAGGUAUUAACCUUACCUCCCAUAGAUGCUCCUCUGGGAACAGAUUGAGCCUCUGAGUACAGAUAGUUGAAGUUUCCCACUAAAGCUUGUCCUGGCAAGCCACUCUGUAGUUUUAGUUCAGGAAGACAAAAAAAUAAGUGGCAUGUCAAUACUUUUCCUUUAUUUCACUUCAGGGUUUUAAGGUCUGUAGCUCUUUAGGUAGCAUAGCAGCCAUGUGUUCAGAAGCAUGUUGGAGUGAGGUGCCUUGGGCCUUGUCAUCAGGCUACUCCCCGCAGUGGUUAUGCACUCCAGGCGGAGGACCGACAGGCUGCGGGGCAGCUUACAUUCUGGAUCGCCGCCAGCACUAAGGAAAUAGAGUAUAAUGGAGAAAUGCUUCCCUCCCGCUCAGUGUCCUCAUUACUUUCAUCUGAGAAGACUAAAGCAAUGUUAAAUGUAAACAAAUGAAAAGUCAUCACAAUCAGUUUAAUUAAGUGCACAGAAUAGCAAUCAAUCAGUCAUGUCAAUAAAAAUAAAACAAUUAUUUUUA
Molecule: messenger RNA, 1662 nt
Organism: Neofelis nebulosa (Clouded leopard)
Lineage: Eukaryota; Metazoa; Chordata; Mammalia; Carnivora; Felidae
Product: activator of 90 kDa heat shock protein ATPase homolog 2-like
Exons: 7
Coding region: 114-965 (283 amino acids)
Biological process (GO): positive regulation of ATP-dependent activity; protein folding
Cellular component (GO): cytosol
Molecular function (GO): ATPase activator activity; protein-folding chaperone binding
Source: RefSeq, a predicted model, not a curated record